This is a messenger RNA of Sphenostylis stenocarpa, 2373 nucleotides long. The record is from the annotation of a GenBank genome assembly. NCBI's taxonomy places the organism in Eukaryota, Viridiplantae, Streptophyta, Magnoliopsida, Fabales, Fabaceae.
AUGCCAUUCUCUCUUCACCUAUCCACCAACCACCCCACACCAUGGAACCUUUCAAACCCCAACGAACCAACCCCACCCACUAACCAAAACCUUUCCUUUCGGAGGGUCUCGCCCCUAUCCUCGCUCAGAACCUCUCUCGACUGCGUCUACAAUGGAGGGGUUGCAAAGGGGGCGCCUGUUCGGCUUCCCUUUGUGGUCAUUAGGAGUCCUACCGAAGCUUCUAGAUUCUUCUGGGCCGGAAACUGCCUGCAGGUGGUGACCGUCGACGGUGGCACCGCCGUGGAUGCUGAGGUGGACUUCGACGAUAAGGUGUUGAGGGUGUGCGGGUCCGUUGUGAGAGAGUUCCUCAUUCCGAGAGGGGUGACGGGGAAUUAUGUGGAGUAUGUUAAGUGGAAGCUUCUGCAUCGGGUUUUCAGCUCCGCGCUGCAAGUGCUCGCUACUCAGGCAAUGUUUACAGCAAUGGGAGUUGGAUUCUCCAGUUCCCUUCCAUCAGCUGCUGCCCUUAAUUGGGUCUUAAAAGAUGGUAUCGGCCGACUAAGCAGAUGCAUAUACACUGCAAGUCUAGCAUCUGCUUUUGAUACAAAUUUAAAGAGGGUCAGGUUCACUACAUCUGUUCUUUUUGUUGCAAGCAUUGGACUUGAGUUACUUACUCCCACAUUUCCUCGAUGCUUCCUGCUUCUUGCAACCAUUGCCAAUAUUUCUAAACAAAUAAGCCUUGCUUGUUACUUAGCAACUCGGUCAGCUGUUCAUCAAAGUUUUGCAAUAGGAGACAACCUUGGUGAAAUAUCUGCUAAGGCACAGAUUCAAACAGUGUGCUUUGACAUCCUUGGUCUUAUGCUUGCUGCACUUGUUAACAUGUGUAUAGAGAACCAUCGAAGACAACAAGCAGGUCUCCAUUACCUUAUUUAUCCCUUUUUCGCUGCAAUGGAUCUCUUUGGGAUUUAUCAAGGAUUAAAGCAUGUACAUCUGCAAACCUUGACUAAGGAUAGGCUUGAAAUUAUUCUGAGCACUUGGAUUGAGUGUGGAUAUGUGUCAUCCCCUGCAGAGGUGAGCGAGAAAGAAGGAGUUAACUUUCUGGGAGUUAAAGGUAAAUGCUCGUGGCCAAUUAGAAUAGGUUGCUUAAAUCCCAAGGACCAAAUACCGAUGUGGUCUAUGAAGACAAUACAAUGUAUUACAAAUGAGGAUUAUUACUUUGUAUGCGUGGAGUUCUUCAAAGGAUUAAAAAGAACCAGAAAGCCGUCUAUCCUUCUUUCUAUUCGCGAAGGAGCUGAAGCAGUACAUAUAAUCAUGGGUUUGUUGCAGGCUUGCUACAUCAGAAGGGCUCUACUUAUGAACAGUAGUAGGUGGGAGAUUAUUAUAGAGGAGAACAAUGCAUCAGACUCAACAAUGGAGGAUUGGUCUGUAAUUGUUGAGAAUGGCAAGAGGUCUGCAGAAAGGGAUGUGCCUAGUUUGAUUGAAAAAAUGGUGGAAAUGGGUUGGAUGGUGAAGAACAUUCUAUUGUCCAAACAAGAGCAGAUUCGAUACAAGUUUAUGGCUGAGGAGGGUCACAGGGUUACUCUAAAUGUUUAUGACUUGAGCCAAGGACUCGCACGGCAGCUUUCAAUGUCCUUUUUGGGGAAAGCUAUUGAAGGCAUAUGGCACACAGGAAUUGUGGUUUAUGGUAACGAGUAUUACUUUGGUGGGGGCAUCCAACACUCUCCUGCUGGAUCAACACCAUAUGGAACUCCCCUUAGAGUGGUAGAGUUAGGUACUACACAUGUUCCGCAAGAUAUCUUCGAAAUGUAUUUGCAGGAAAUCAGUCCUCGGUACAUGCCUGAAACAUAUAGUUUACUCACACACAAUUGCAACAACUUCAGCAAUGAGAUUUCUCAAUUUUUGGUCGGAGUGUCAAUUCCUGAAUAUAUUCUUCAGCUCCCUAAUGAGGUCAUGAGCAGUCCAAUGGGAGCUCUUAUAAUGCCUAUGAUACAGAAUUUGGAGACAACACUGAAAUCUGGUGGAGUUCCUCAAGUACCACAAUUCAGGCCUUCAACUGCUGUGAAUGCUUCAGCCAACACCCAAAAGAACACAAGCAACACCAACUCAUCCACUGAGAAUGGUUUGAACAGAGAGGUGAACGAGGAAGUGAAGGGCAAAAAUGAUAACUCUAACGCAGCACCUUCUUCGGUAAAGCCAGCAGGGGAACCACAAAAGUCAUCACCAAAUGGGGUCACGGCAGAUCCUCUUGGAGAUGCUCGCAACAAGGUUCAAGAUGAGAUUGUGAAAGAGUUUGCUGCAAUUAUGGCAACUGGGACAAUGCGUGCUAGUGAGGCUGCAGCUCUAGCCACUAAAAGAGUCAUGCAAAGAUAUGGCCAUACUGCUGUGUCACAGAAUUAG